Molecule: messenger RNA, 2433 nt
Organism: Mizuhopecten yessoensis (Yesso scallop)
Lineage: Eukaryota; Metazoa; Mollusca; Bivalvia; Pectinida; Pectinidae
Exons: 5
Coding region: 54-1016 (320 amino acids)
Biological process (GO): inner mitochondrial membrane organization; protein insertion into mitochondrial inner membrane from matrix
Cellular component (GO): mitochondrial inner membrane
Molecular function (GO): ribosome binding
Source: RefSeq, a predicted model, not a curated record
CGCUUAAAAAGGUUAAAAAGCAACGGGCUGGCGAAGGCUGUUUGGAGGCCAACAUGACUGGGUACCUGUCCGUUUGUCAACAUUCAAUGUUAAACCGCUCACUCCUGGUUUUGACAGACACGUUUAGUCCUCGGAUAUGUAGAGCACACUUACCUGUUUCAACCAACACUUGUCAUUCCACAAAUUUAUUUUCAACGACUCCCCAAAAUCGUCAGAAGUCUGACUUUGGACUGAGGAAAAACUUCACAUAUUGUAGGCGCAAUGGCCCUGGGAUAUGUUCUUCGUCAAAAUAUAAUAUCGCGCAUCAAUCUGUGAGAUUUUUCUCUGAAUUCGAAAAUGACGACAAGAAAAAGCCGGUCACCUUUUCUACUCCUAAGAAUCGUAUUCAUGGUGGAAAGUACACUGAAGAAAAUAUAUUAAUGCCAGAAACGUUCCCAAUGUAUGUUUUCCCAAAUUUUACCAGUCUUGUUCAUAAUUUACUUUCCCAACUGAUUGUUAGAAAAGUAGAAAAGGAACUGUCGAUACCACAUUUCCUGGAUGCAGCGAAGAAGGCGGUACUUGUGGUUGCCAAUUUGCUGUCCACAGGGAAUGUUGAUGAAGUAGAAAGUUUAACAACAUCCGAGGCCUUCAAACAAAUCAAGAAAAACUAUGAGAAGAUUCCAGCAACUCACCUGGAACAGCUGGCGCUGGAGGAGGACAUGAUCCAUACGCCCGUACGACACAUCCAUAGAGUACAAAUAAAACCACAAGCAACCUCGGAUACUUCUGAGCAAGAGAAAACGAAAUUGGAGAUCCUGUUGGUGUUAGAAGGAUACCAGGGUAAAACUGCGGAAGAAAAACCUUCAAUAUUCAUAAAUAUGGCUAAUAGGAAACGAAUUGCCUGCACCGUAAGGUUCGAGAAGGAGUACUUCAAAGUUGGUGAAGGAUGGGACUGUUCUGCUGCUUGGAAGAUUUCUGGAAUUUCCUACCUAAUACAGGACACGGUUGAUGAAAAACGUGAAAACUUUUUCAUCUAAUUUUUAAUUACUGAUCUGACAAUGUGGAUAUUUUUGGAUAUUUGUUUACAAGGUAGUUACAUUUCAAACAUGUCAAGGAAGUUAAAUACACCAUCUACCUGCAGACUUAGGCGCUAUAUCUUGUCACAUUAAUAAAAGCACUGAUUAUGCCCUUCGCAUAUAUCUCCAGUUUUAGUUUAAGGAAUUCAGUGACAUCUUGUUGUGAAUUUUGAUUAAAGUCUCAAAAGUUAUUCGAAAUAUGUAUACAACUGUAGUAUUUGAACAAAUUUUGAUCUAAAAUAACCAGAAGAAUCUUCAAAUACUGCUGGUGAUCCUAGUGUAAAGAGUUACAGACAUCUUAACCCUUUCACCCCUAUGUAACUUUAGUAGACUCUACCACGCAUUGAUCUGGAUGAGUCCAUUAUAGUCUGCAGUGGUGAAAGAGUUAAGGGAAGCAAUUAAACCAUAAUGUGGCUAUCAAUAGGAAAGCAGUCUCAUUUAACUCUUUCACACCUAUGUAACUUUAGUAAACUCUUCCAUGCAUUGAUCUGGAUGAGUCCAUUAUGGUCUACAGUGGUGAAAGGGUUAUGAUUAACUGGUUAUUUUCUUCUUUCAGGUAAUGACAAGUCUUCACUAUUGCAGUUUCAGAAUUGUUGGAAUCAGAAGUUUAAUACAUUUUUGCAGUUUUACCUCAACCACUAGCCCUCCCAGUCCGCUGAAUAGAAUCUUGUCUAGUGAUCUCUCUAAGGACAGGUGCUGUUGUCAUUUUGUCUCCUCUGACAGAGGUGUUCUUUUGUGUCCUACUUUUGGCAGUAACCAGAGAGCAAGACAGAUGCAUCAAUCAGCCAUUUGUUUUCUUUAAUAACACUGAACACAAGCUAAUAUCACCAUGUAGUGAACCAAAAUUACUAUACAAAAGUAGGUAUGGUACCUCAAGUGAACCAAAGUGGUAAACACUACAAACCUGAGUUUUUAUUUAGUUUUAUAUGUUUUUUUCUUCUUUUGGAACGGACAAGUUCCUGUGCUCUCAAUUGUUUCUUGUUUAGUGACCUCUCUUAGGACAGGUGAUGUAUUUAUCCUUUUGUCUCCUUGACAGGUGUUCUUUAAUAGAUAUUUCUUGAGAAAAAUGGUUAGUGUAUCCAUUUACAGGUGAUCUCUUGUGAUGGGUUAUCUCCCUUGAGAGAUGAUAUCCCAUAAUAUUUGGUCAAAGUGUAGUACCAAUUAAUCUGUUUUAACUCAUUCACCCCUGAAGACACAUUUGAACUUUUCCCAUUCAAAGGAUGGAAUAGUUCAUUAUGGAGUUUUAGGGGUGAAAGAUAUAAUGGAGUUAUGUCGUUUGUGCAUGAAAAUUGAUUAAUCCCUCCUUGUAUAUCAUAAUAGGUCAUACUUUGAAUGAUUUUAGCUUUUACAUUGAAUAGAUUAAAAAUACUUUUGAAAA